AUGCCCGAGUACCAGCGCGCGGCCGCCAUGCCGAGCCUUCGCGGAUGCAGGACGACACUGGUCCCAGACGGGCGCCUUCAACCCGAGUGCUGCCGCAACGGCACUGGCGGCCGCAGGAGCGCUACGCGGCACAGCGACGAGGAGGAGCUGCUGGGGCCGGCACGGGACCAGGCAGGUGGACCCGAGCUGGUGCUGCCACGAGAUGUUCGGCCCCUCGGGCAAUGUGGAGAUGCUGGCACGGUGGCUACACGCACGAGCGUUGCUGCCUCGGCGGUGGCGAGGGUGGCAGCGCGGUCGGCGCAGAAAAGCAUCUGCUCUUGCGCAUGUGAAGCGUUGGGCGCUUAA
Prorocentrum cordatum is the source of this 345-nucleotide messenger RNA. NCBI's taxonomy places the organism in Eukaryota, Dinophyceae, Prorocentrales, Prorocentraceae. The record is from the annotation of a GenBank genome assembly.